Vicia villosa (hairy vetch) is the source of this 2310-nucleotide messenger RNA. RefSeq lists its product as uncharacterized. The record is from RefSeq and is a predicted model, not a curated record. Gene Ontology annotation, molecular function: nucleic acid binding. The transcript has 3 exons. NCBI's taxonomy places the organism in Eukaryota, Viridiplantae, Streptophyta, Magnoliopsida, Fabales, Fabaceae. Bases 1 to 2310 code for a protein of 769 amino acids. Gene Ontology annotation, biological process: DNA integration.
AUGAGACGUGCUCUUGCCAUGAAGAACAAGUUCAGAUUUUUUGAUGGUUCUAUAGAAGUUCCUGGAAAAGAUGAUCUGAACUAUGUAGCUUGGCAAAGAUGCAACAAUUUAGUUCAUACAUGGAUUAUCAAUUCAAUAACACCAUCUAUUUCUCAGAGUGUGGUGUUCAUCGAUAAUGCAGUAGAUAUGUGGAAUGAUCUCAAAGAUCGCUUCAUGAGAGGAGAUCGAAUUCGUGUAGCACAACUACAACAAGAAAUAACAAAUCUGAAACAAGGUAACAAGAAGAUUUCUGAUUAUUUCACUGAAUUGAGAAGUUUAUGGGAGGAACUGGAUCAGUAUCGACCUAUGCCGAGUUGUACAUGUCGUGUUGCGUGUGCAUGUCAAGCAAUGCGAAAUAGUAGAAGCUUUAGGGCUGAGGAUAGGAUUCUUCCGUUCUUGAUAGGGCUGAAUGAAGAAUUCCAUUGUGUGGUAUCUCAAGUCUUGUUGAUGGAUCCAUUGCCACAAAUCAAUAGAGUGUUUUCUAUGGUAAUGCAACAAGAAAGGAAGAUAUGUGGUCUGAAUUUCUCUAACAAUAGUGCAAUAGAGGAAGCUCCUGGGAUGGUGAAUGUUGUUGAAAGUUCAAAACAAUUUGGAAGAGGUCGAGGCAAUGGAAAUCCCUCUGCAGGGAGAGGUAGAGGGAAUGUGAAAGUAUGUACUUACGCUGGUAAGACAGGGCAUGUUAUUGAUAAUUGUUACAAGAAACAUGGUUAUCCACCAAGUUUUGGAAGAGGAAGUGCAUCUUCAUCAUAUGCUAAUCAAGUUGAUGUUGAAGACUCAGAUUCAAAAUCUGUUGCAGCUUCAACAAGUGAUAAUGGAGGGAGCAUGACACUUACAAAGGAGCAGUAUCAGAAUUUGAUGACUUUGCUAGAGAAAAGCACAGGAUCUGUGAAUCUAACCAAGGGAGGUAAUUAUGAGUCUUUCACUGCUAGUUUUAAUGCAAAGAAUAGUGUCAGUUGGAUAUUAGAUACAGGAGCUACUCAUCACAUAAGUCACUCUUUAGAUUCCUUUAUUGAAUAUGAAAGAAUGAGUCCUGUGAUGGUAAAUCUACCAAAUGGUAACUAUAUAGCUUCAUCCAUAUGUGGUAGUGUGCAGUUAGCUAAUGAACUGGCAAAGAAGGAUUUGAGAAGGAUUGGUUCAACUAAAGUCCUAGAUGGAUUAUACUACUUGGAAGCUGCUCAUAAAGCUCAUAGAAAGAAUGAUGCUGGAUUUGUGUCAAGUGUGUUUACUAAGAGUAAUUCUGCUGUUAUAGCUCCUGCCUUCUUAUGGCAUUUAAGGCUAGGGCAUCUUUCCUUUGAUAGAAUGGAAUGUAUGAAUAAAUUGUAUAGUUUCAUACCUAGGAGUGUUCAUACAGCUUGUGAUGUAUGUCAACAAUCCAGACAAAAAUGUAUGCCUUUUCCAAUCAGUAAUAAUAAUGCUCAGCAUGUGUUUGACUUAAUCCAUCUAUAUGUAUGGGGACCAUUUGGUACCAUGUCUGUUCAUGGCUUUAGAUACUUUCUAACCAUACUUGAUGAUCAUAGUAGACAGGUAUGGGUAGUUAUGUUAAAAUCCAAGUCUGAAGUAUGUCAAAGAAUUCAAGAGUUCAUAGCCAUGGUUGAAACUCAGCUUGAUAAGAAGGUGAGAGUAGUUAGGAGUGACAAUGGAACUGGACUACUUAUGCCUACUUACUAUGCCUCAAAAGAAUCCUCUGUGCCUAUUUUACAUACUCCUUUAGAUCCUCCUUCUUCUUCUACUCAUAACUCUCCAUCUAUUGUUCCUAUAUAUUCUGAAAAUGAUGAGCAUACCACUUUAAUUGAGCAUGAUGAUCAAGUGUCUAAUACUGAUUCUGAUAAUAUGCUUGUUGAUCAUCCUUCUAUUUCUAAUGAUGUUCCUGAUCCUCAUGAUCCUAAUCCUUCUGACUCACCAGUGGCUGAUGCUACUAGAAAGUCUAGUAGAAUUGCUGGACCACCUGCACAUUUGAAGGACUAUAUAUGUACUUCUAUCUCUUCUCAUAGUCAAUAUCCCAUUGAUAAAUAUCUUGCAUAUGAUAAUUUGUCUCAUUCUCAUCAUGCAUAUAUUAUGGCACUUUCCUCUGAAACUGAACCUACAAGCUAUCAAGCUGCUACUAAAGAUCCUAGAUGGGUUCAGGCCAUGAAGUUAGAAUUGAAUGUUUUGGAGCAUAAUCAGACAUGGGAUUUGGUUGCCUUGCCAUCUAAUGCUUCUCCUAUUGGAAGCAAAUGGGUGUACAAGAUAAAGAGACAUGCUGAUGGCUCCAUAGAGAGGUUCAAAGCCUGA